Angiostrongylus costaricensis is the source of this 879-nucleotide messenger RNA. The record is from the annotation of a GenBank genome assembly. Lineage: Eukaryota; Metazoa; Nematoda; Chromadorea; Rhabditida; Metastrongylidae.
AUGAUGGAGAAAAUUCUGGAGAAUGUGGAUGCGACCGACAUAAGGACGGCACAGCACGUAUGCGUUCAGUGGAGGAACAUCAUCAACAGGAGACGCCAUGCUAUGAAGCGAGUUCCUUUUAGUCAACUUGGUUACCGUGGAAGAGAUGGCCCCAUGCGAUAUCGUGUGCAGGAGAUUUAUGUUAGUGAUGACGGGGAUGCCGCUGUGACGUUGACGAUUACUCACCUUUGUCCUUCAUGGGAGGGUGUUUCUACAGUGAAAAUCACUGACUACAAAAUGUUGUUCGAGUGCAUCUGGAUCUACUCGCCAAAGAAGUUGAACAUCAGCGCAACCAGGAAUGAGCUGCGAAUAGCACUGGAAAGCAUCCCCGACUGGUGGUUUCACGACAUUCAAAUGAUGGGCAUCUACGAAAGUGCCUGUGACCUCGAUGCACUGGCUCUGGUAUCACGAGCGCCGCACUGCUCCUCCCUUCGAAUUGAUCCAUGCUUCACCAUUGACAAUGUCACGUCGCUGCUGAACUGCAUGAAAAAGAUUCACGAAUUGAAGAUUCGUAGCUGCUCGAAGACAAUCACAGCCGACGAUUCGACUAUCGACGCGCUCAUUCCGCUGUCGAUAGCCUGCCCUGACGGUCUGCAGUCAUUCUGGGUCGACUCUAUAUCCACGGAGUUCACGCUGCCCAAGAUGUUCGAGUUAUUCGAGAAAGGAAAUUUUUCGCCGAGGUGCUCGUUGCUGUUCGAAAAAGUGCACGGCAGCGAGACGGCUCUUCGCAACUGGAUCUUCUCCCACGCCCAACGGGUUCUGUACGUCUCCCGGCAGACCUACAAUUUCGCCUAUAGAGACGUGGAAAUCGGGAUUUCAGUCGAGCAGUUUGUGCCUUGA